Molecule: messenger RNA, 4789 nt
Organism: Alligator sinensis (Chinese alligator)
Lineage: Eukaryota; Metazoa; Chordata; Crocodylia; Alligatoridae
Gene: TSNAXIP1
Product: translin associated factor X interacting protein 1
Exons: 17
Coding region: 155-2371 (738 amino acids)
Cellular component (GO): cytoplasm
Source: RefSeq, a predicted model, not a curated record
GAACAGGCCAGGAAGUAGUUGGAUGCUGGUGCCCACCUCACGGGACCUGCAUCCGCUGCUCACCUCAUCCCGGUUUGUGAAAACAAAAUAGGCAUCAUCUCACCUGCCUGUGAGCAAGGCUGGGGGCCUGGGCUGUCCUGCGGAAGCACUGAAGAUGCAGUCACUUGCUUUCACAGCGGAUUUUGAAGAAGGGUGUGGACGGGAAUCUCUCCCACCUCCAACUAAAAGUUCAAGUUACCAGUCACAGCCUAGGAGCCUGAAAUGCAUCCAUUCAGGAAAAUGGAAAACUUUGCCCUUUCAGUUUUCUGCUGGUAGUCAUUUAUCCACAUGGCCUGCCUAUGCAUCUGGGCAAGCAGUCCUACAGAACAGUCAACCCUGUUGUGAUCCUGAGAAGAGAAGCAGUGAACAGGCUUCCCUGACAAUUGCAAAACCACGAUACCUGGAGCAAAUGGAAUCCUAUUUAAGAGAAGAAGUGCGGGCUCUGGACCUCACCAAAGAUAAUGCCCAGGAGCUGAAGCUUCAGGUUCCUAAAGGAAAAGUGCAUGGAAAAAGAAGACAUCUUUGGCCCUUAUUGGAAGAGAACAAACUUUGCAUGCCUUACAGAGAGAUCUUUGAGUUCUUCAUAGAAGCCUUCAAAACCUACAAACCUUUGCUGUCUGUGAUAAAGAAUGAGUAUGAAAUUACUCUGGAUGUCCAGAGAGAGAAAAUCCGUGCCCUGGAGCCCCUGAAAUCUAUGUUUGCAACUGUGUCAGAUAAAUGCACUCAGAAGAUUUCAGCACUCAAGAAAGAGGAAAAUGCUAAAAUAAAGACAUUGAUGAAAGAGAAACUGUAUCUAUUAAAGCUCAUUGAUAAAAUGAAAGAAGAGAAGGCUUCCCUUCAGGCUCAGGUGAAUAAGCUGCAGAAGAAUGUGGCUGAGGAGUAUCUGCACUACCGUAAUGAGUGUGAUGCCCGCAAGUUGCUUCUAGCAGACCUGAACGAAAUGCGCAGUCAACAGUUGGAGAUGACACUCCACCAAACACAAGAUGUAAAGAGUGAAGACAUAGUGAAGUUAACGCUGGCAUUAAAGAUAGCUCGGCGGGACCUCACAAAAGCCCAGGUGGAGCUGAACACCAUGAAAGCAGACUAUGGAGAUGUUGUACCUCGGAGAGAUUUUGAAUCACAGGAGAAAAAAUAUUCUGACUUGUGUCAACAGACAGAGACCCUGCAGAAGGACUUUGAUCAGCUGCAGAAGGAGUAUGACACUCUGCUGGAAGUCCAUGGAGAGACUGUAGAAGAGCGAAACCGGUUCUACAAUGAACUCCAGCAAGUUCUGCGCAGCUCAACACCCCGGCCUGACUGGGCAAAGUGUGCAGGCGUUGUUCCUGGUGGCGUGGACCGGUGGAGAUUUCUGGCAGAGGGGAAGACCAGUAACCAGCUGGUGGACCUGCUUCUGGAGGAAAUGGGAGCAGCAGUUCUGAGAGAGAAGGACUUCUUCCCUGGGCUGGGCAAGGGUGACAAGGUUCCUGUGUACCUGAGGUAUGAAGGCCAGGUCAAGAACAGGAAGCUCAACAAAAAGAAUGUAGUGAACAUCUUGAAGGACCUGUGGAAAGAGAGAAUCUCAGCACACCAGCAGACAGGGUGGCAGUCUAGCCUUCCUGAGUUCUUCCUUAGCUACCUCCAGAAGAGGUAUGGAGAUGCCUCUGCCUUCGAGAUGGCUUACAGCAUCUAUGAAAGUAUUAAGCUGUAUCGAUCAAAUCAUGUCAUGAGUUUGUCCUAUGACAUCCUGACUGGAAAGGUGGAUGAAGGUGUGUACCAUGGCCUGAACCAGAUGCUAUCCAACUUGCUAAAGGAGUUGACUGCAAUAGACAGCUCAAACAGCGGAGCUGUUACCAGUAAACAGUUCAAUCUGGCACUGAGGGCAGCUUUCCCACUGAAAAGUAAUGAGCACGUCCAAGAACUAAUAGAAGCCAGCAAGUGCAAGGCAGAGAGCACUGAGGACCUCAUAUUCUACACAGCCUUAUUCAAUGAGGAUGCAGAGGGGAACACUGAGCCCUUUGUUGUGAAGGUCUGGAACCAGUACAUUGCCGAGAAGCAGGACUAUCUGAGAGAGCUACAGAAUGAGCUGGGACAUGUGAUAGAGGUGAAAGUGGAUGAUCUGAAGACAGCCUUGUAUGCAAUUGAUCCCACUAUUGACAACCUGACAAUGGACAACUACAUCUACCUGGCUUACCAGGUCCCAAAAGAAGAGUUGGAGCAGGCUGUCCCUCUGCCCGUGGAGACGAUAAUUGAGAAACUGCUGGCUGGAGACAUAAGGCGAGCAGGCCCCUUACCUGAGGAGGCAAGCAGACCAGCACCAGAAGAGGGAGAACAAAGAGACUAUGAUUAUUAUUAAACAGAUCCUCACCCACCCCACAUUCAGCUAAGCGCUUUGGUAUGUAACAUUACACAAGUUACAGCUCUGGGCUACUGCACUGUAAUGUUGUUUCUGUGCCUGAAUGGGUCCAGCUGAUAGUUACAGCAGAGAAAUCUAGACUGAUUUGGGUAUUUGGCAAUACAGACAGCUCAGGCAGAUAAGAUACCUGUAUUAAUCGUUCAAUUUCAGCUCCCUACUAAAGCAAGGUUCACCUGAUGUCCAGUCUGCAGCCCUGGCAGGGGCAGCCCAUCCUUCCACUGCAAGCUGAAAGGCAAGGGGCCAAGCAAGUGGUGAGCUGGGACCUCUAGUUAAACACUCCACUAAUAGCCUAAGUGCAGCAACUGCUAAAGCCUACAAGCCUCCUUAAGUCCCCUCUCCUGUUUUUUUUGUUUUGUUUUAGAGAAGUCAGGCAAGAUUCUAUAAGAAAUUUCAAAGGAAAGGCUAUCCAGAAGGGAAAGUUAUAAUAAUAAACCACUAGAAUAACUUUGGUGCAUCUUUCCCCGAGAACUUUCUUCUCCCACUAUAAGCAGGUUUUGUUCAGUGUAGUCAGUCAUGUUGAAAGCACUCUAGGCCAAGCCAGGGGAAGGGAAAAAAAAGAGAGAAAAAAAGCAGCAUCACCAAACCUGCACCUCUAGACAGCUAUAGCAGUAUAGCUAGGGACCUACCAAAUUCACGGUGGAAGUGAGCUGCACAGCAGCUCCUUUAAUCUUGCAGAUUUCACCCCCCUUGGCUGAUUGAGAGGGGCCCCAACCACUCGCUCCUAAUCAGUAGGAAGGUGAAAACCAUGGUUUUAAAUAUGGUGCCAGCCAGUCAGCAGCAAGCAGCAGAGCCACUAGGGCCCUAUAGCCAAAUCAGCAAGGGGGGGGCCACAGGGGAACCUAGAAGAUUAAAGGAGCCACUAUGCAGCCCAUUUCUGUCAUUAAUUCAGUAGGGUCCUAAGUAUAGCACACAGCAGGCUUACUAUAGCUCCAUAACUGGAUAUGCCAACCUUUGUCCUAUGCAACACAGCACCAAGACUUCUGAUGAUUUUGUGCCUGAGUUAGUCAUCCUCCAAGCGUAGUCAGUCAUUUAUUACUCCUUAAGCAGCUUAUAGUGUUUUUUGUCUCCAACACUGUCACGCUCCUCCUCCUGACCCCAAUAUCAAUGGGGACAGACAAAUUUCUAAAGCAAAACGUGGAUCAGGGACAGGAAAACCCUGGUAAGAAACAGUUCUGUUCAGUUAGAACCUGAACUGCUAAACAGUGGAGCAGACAAGGUACCAUGGGAAAAUAUAGCACAGGUAGACUGCUCCCUUCCCUAAAAUGACCAGUAUAAAUGGGAGGAAUGAAGAAAGCUGAAAAAAUGGGGGAGACUACUCUUGGUGAGAUAACAGCAUUAGCUAAAGGAGAGCUUGAAACAGACUGUCUAUAGGAUGCAGAGGCAUCACAGCCAAAUGGCAUAGGAUAGAAUUGCAUAGAAAAUGCUCUCCACCACACUUACACUAGAAACACCAUAUUCAGUUCUGCAUGGCAGAAAAAGGGCCAGUGCCAGAAAGGAACAAUUAUGGACUGAAGGCAAUACCUCCCCCCAGCCCUGAUUCUUGAACUACAUGCAAAGAACUCUAGAAACACCAUGAAAUAAGUAUAAAGCAGGUGCAACACAAACACCAGAUAAGGGGGAGCAAACAGCAAAAACAUUUGAUGAAUGAACAAUCACAGCCUCUGUUGGAAGUGGUGCAAGCUCCAUCACUGAAAGCACCUAACACUGCACCAGAGAAAGCGGUAGACAUAUAAAGACACAGAACAGUCAGAACAGCUUCGGCACAUCCUGCAGUGCAAUGGACUUGAGAAUUGUAGGUUUAAAUGGAGUAUCUGGAAUUCAGAAUGUAGAGUACUUCCUCCUCUCCUUAUCUCUAUUACAUUAAAGGUCAAGUUCUGUCCCUAAAAAUCUUGAUUCUGUUUAACCCUUAAAAAACAGCUUGAGUUCUAAACUGCUGUGAAAUGUUGCAUCUAGCUGCAAGAGAUUAUGUUGGUUCAGAUGUCUGGCUGGAAAUCGGGCCCUUACUCCUUUCCUUCAGCAUAAUGCAUAUUCCUUUCCCAGUCUCUCAGUGCUAUAACCUCCACCCUCUGCUAGAAGUUGCUUUAAUUCAGGAACUAGGCAGCCCUCUUUCCCCUGCUAGGGAGAUCAGAUAGUAGAAGUUUCUCUCUAGCUAGAAGUGUAUGGGGACAUCCAAGGCCAGCAACCCAGUGAGGUGUUCUAUGCUCCAUAUUCAAAAUAAAGCAGGGUUCUCAUUGUGUUUGACAAAUCAACGGAGGCAUAAUCAGAGCCAGUGAUUAUUGCUCAGUUCCUUCAAGCAGAUACAGACGUGUUGGCAAGCAGAGCACUUCGGUACAGGCCACAGAUUCCAGCAUAGAACAU